UGGCCGGAUCAGUCGAGUUCACUGAUAUUGGACUAAAGAAGCGUAGCAGGUGCAAUGUUGUGCUGCCCGUGUUUCCCCAGUGGAACGCGCGAGAAAGUCCGCCCAGAGACGGUGCAAGAGGCUGCAAUCCCCAGACCUCAGAGGAGCCGCCCCCUUCUCAAGAGGCUGAGGAGAUUGUUUAAAAGAGCUGAGAAGAAGACUAAAGAGUCUGUCACCCCUCAGACGGGCACCCUUGUGGUAGAGGGGCCGAUUAAAGACGAGGUUCCAUCCCCAGAGUGUCAGCCUGAGGUCCCUCAGGACCUCACAAAGGAGGAGGAGGAGAAGAGGAAGGGAAAGGAAAGCCCUGUUUGGGCAGGAAGAAUCGGCCGCCAGGAGGAGGACAUGAUGGUGGAGAACCUGGAGGGAGGGGAGGACACCAGCUCCUCUCAUGCCCCUGUGAUGGAGACCUCAUCCAGGACGACCAGCGUCUCCUCUCUGGACCGAUUAUUGGUCCAGGUGAUGGGCCAGGGAGGGAGGGCAUCAAGGGGCAGGAGCAGAAGCCCCUGCUCGGCCCGAACGACCCCCGAGUCCCCCAUGGCGUUACUCCACCAGUUCCUGCAGCUGCAGUGCAGAGGGCUGCCCAAUCUGGGGCAGACGUGCUACGUCAACGCCGUGCUGCAGUGUCUCAUCCACCUGCAGUCCCUCUGCUCCCAGCUGCUGCUGCAGGAGGCUGUGUGGAGCAUCAAGCCGGAGGCCCUGCUGCUCAGAACAUUCGUGGGACUCGUACGCCUGCGAAGGUCCACUGACAUGGACGUCAAGGCGGCAGUGGUCUUUGAAUUCAAGGAGAACAUUGCCCUGCACAACCAGGAGUUUGAGGGGAACUCCCAGAAUGACGCCCAUGAGUUUCUCUCAGAGUGUCUGCUGAGGCUGAGUGCCAUUGGCCAGAAGUUGGCCAUGGGGGACGUGGCCUAUCAGUGCCCAGUGGACACUCUGCUCUCCUUUCAGCUCCACUAUAUAAGAACUUGCCAGAGCUGUAGAGUUGAGAGCUCGAGGGAUGAGCUUAGCACCAUGCUCUCCCUUGACCUGGUUGUGCAGGGAUCAGUGGAAGACAGCCUGCAGCUCUAUUUCGCUGAGACUGCAGUGGAGUUCCGGUGUGAUUGUUGUGAGGGUCGGGACUCUUCCCUAAGAUGCAAUUUCAACACUCUGCCUCAGGUGUUGAUCCUCCAUCUGAAGAGGUUCUGUCCUAUGACCCUCACAAAGCGACAUCAGGCGGUCACACUGGAACCCAUCCUGAACCUGAGGGCACUGGGUGAAAGGAGUGAAGAGGCCAUCAGGACUCCUUCUCCUCCAACUAGAGCAGUGUCCAGUGUAGAUGGAGAGACAGGGCCAGAGACCAUGGAGACAAGCAGCCAGUACAAAUUGAUAAGUAUACUGAGCCACAUUGGGUCAGAUGCCACCAGCGGCCACUACAUCGCCGACUGCCAUGAGCAACCAGGCCAGUGGGUGUUAUAUGAUGACGAUGACAUCUCCUUAACAUCGGAGGAAGCUGUCCUCAAAGACAGGGAGAGGACGGCUUACAUUCUGUUUUACAUUAAACAGUGAGGCAGAUCACCCACCUUCCCACAUUGUCUGCCCCCCCAUAUCAUCACCAAGGGGGAAAGAUCGGAUAAAGGGAGUCCACUACAUUGCUGACUGCUGACCAGGCCAGUGGGUGUUGUAUAACAACCAUGAAGUCACCCUAACAUCAGAGGAGGUGGUCGUUCUCAAAGACAGGGAAAUGACAGCCUACAUUCUGUUUCAUGUCAAAAAGUGAAGCAGAUCAACACCCCAUCAUCAUCGGGGGUAAAAGGUGUCAGGAUCACUUUAGGAACCACUUCAUCAGGCUGGCAACCAAUGGGCGAGCCUUCCAUAAAGGCUAAAUCAAGUCAGAUAGGACAAAGACAGGCCACUACAUUGAACAUGGGUCACCCUAACAUCAGAGGAGGCCGUCCUCAAAAACAGGGAGAGGAUGGUCCACAUUCUGUUUUACA
Alosa alosa (allis shad) is the source of this 2009-nucleotide messenger RNA. RefSeq names its product ubiquitin carboxyl-terminal hydrolase 37-like. Bases 55 to 1581 code for a protein of 508 amino acids. NCBI's taxonomy places the organism in Eukaryota, Metazoa, Chordata, Actinopteri, Clupeiformes, Clupeidae. The record is from RefSeq and is a predicted model, not a curated record. Gene Ontology annotation, cellular component: nucleus; cytosol. The transcript has 18 exons. Gene Ontology annotation, biological process: protein deubiquitination; G1/S transition of mitotic cell cycle. Gene Ontology annotation, molecular function: cysteine-type deubiquitinase activity; cysteine-type endopeptidase activity.